Molecule: messenger RNA, 724 nt
Organism: Mesitornis unicolor (brown roatelo)
Lineage: Eukaryota; Metazoa; Chordata; Aves; Mesitornithiformes; Mesitornithidae
Product: small glutamine-rich tetratricopeptide repeat-containing protein beta
Exons: 5
Biological process (GO): post-translational protein targeting to endoplasmic reticulum membrane
Cellular component (GO): membrane; TRC complex
Molecular function (GO): molecular adaptor activity; protein binding
Source: RefSeq, a predicted model, not a curated record
GUUGGCUCUGACCUCAGUGAAUAAAUAUGAAGAAGCAGUUACCAGUUACCAAAAAGCACUGGAUCUUGAUCCCGAGAAUGACUCUUAUAAGUCAAAUUUGAAAAUAGCAGAACAGAAACUAAGAGACAUGUCCAGUCCUACUGGAACUGGACUGAGUUUUGACAUGGCAAGCUUGAUAAACAAUCCUGCCUUCAUUAGCAUGGCAGCAAGCUUAAUGCAGAAUCCUCAAGUUCAACAGUUGAUGUCAGGGAUGAUGUCAAGUGCCAUUGGUGGCCCUGCCGCAGGUGUUGGCGGCCUGUCGGAUUUGUCCAGCCUGAUCCAUGCGGGGCAGCAGUUUGCACAACAGAUACAGCAGCAGAAUCCAGAGCUCAUAGAGCAACUGAGAAAUCAUGUCCGGAGCAGAUCUUUCAGUGGCAGCACUGAAGAGCAUUCCUGACUUAAAGGAGGCAUGUGAAUUGUAAUGGGAUAUAACUGCAAAAUGCAUACCAUAGUUAGUAGCUAAAGUACCAUUGUAACUCUUCUGCUUGAAUUGAAGACAGAAAUGUCUUUGUGCGUCUUUGCAAACAAGAAUAAAUCUAUUAAAGAGAUCUACUGCACAUAAUUUGGAACAUAUUGUUUAUGUAUAUUUACUCCUCUGAAAAUUAAUACACUAUAUAGGUCGCUUAUUAAAAAUCCAUAAGUACAAGUUGUUUCCAAUAUGUGCAUUAGAUUGAUCUCCAGUGCU